UUUUUUAGUUGAAGAGAAAUGGCCCGGACAAAAUUAACAAAGUAUGAAAAUUAACAAAGGGCAAUAACUCAAAAAAUAAGAACUGCAGAGUACCGGUCCUUGUGCACUGCACUUCGGGUUAUUGAAAGAAGCAAGCAUACCAAGUUUGAAGUCAAUCAGACUUACAGUGACUGAGUUAUGCUCCGGACAAGCUUUAGCGGACGCCGACAACGACGCCGACACAGACGCCGCCGCCGCCGACACCGCCGACAAAAGUAACCCCUAUAUGUCACCUUUUCAAGGCGACACAAAAACGGACCGGUACAAUUUCUUUACGGUAACUGCCUGCAUGCCAGUAAUAAAUGUUUAAAUACUUAAUACUGAAUUAAAUUCACUUUAUUGUCAAUAUCGCUUGUCCAAACUGAAUAGUAGAUUUAAAUCUGACUAAAUAGAAAGGAUAUAUCGUGGACUAACCAGUUAAGUAAUACAACUAACCAGUUAAGUAAUAAUACUAACCAGUUAAGUAAUAGAAAGAGCACCGAAACACGAGGCUAUCUAAUUUGUACGAGGGGGCGUAGCCCCCGAGUAUAAAUCAGAUUGCCGAGUGUUUUGGUGUUCUUUCUAUUUUGUAUCAUAGUCAAACAUAACAACACGUUCCCUUUUGUCACACUAUGAAACCCCUGGAAAAAGUAACAAAUGAACGAGCAUUUGAAUAUAUUUCUUCCGCUUUCCCUUUCUCUGCCGUCACAAUAAGUAAACCCCAGCAAAAAUGAGCCAAUCCACGGGCAUUAUCUGGAGUGCGGGUAACUGAUACCUGCACUUCAGUUACCGCACUGUGCAUGCAUAUAUAUACGAUUUAACUCUGACACUAUUUCAACAGAAAGGUCCCCAAACUAUGAUACAACUCUAAUAUGGUGUAUUUACAGGACUUAUAAAGGUAAUAGUAAUUAGUAAGAAAUUACGAUAAGUAAUAAAAUAUCUAAUGUAAAUAUAUGUUCAUAUGCAUUGUUUUCAUUUGACAACUGACGUGUCUGUAAGAAACUAAGCUUUUAUACCCACGAGAAGAUUACAUCAUGGUCACUUCAAGUAGAAAAAAGUAAUAAACAGCUCGUGAGUGAAAGGUUUGAGAAAAGGCUGGUACAUGUAUUAUCUAUUCAAUUAUUAUCUUUAAAGAAAAUACAUCUUAUUGAAAUUUGAUAAUGAUAUUAACGUUAUUUCCAUCAUAAUUGAUUGAUUCGAAAUUUAUUGUAUCAUUUAACAGGGAAGUUUACAAGCCUAAAUGCGUGCUGGCCAGGAAGUUGCCAUGACAGCCACGUCUUCAGAAUGUCAAGUAUUGGCAGACACUUGCAAAGUCACAACCAAGACCCACAAAAUGGAUACCUUUUAGGAGACAGUGGAUACCCGUGCCGACCAUUUCUUAUCACACCCUUUUUACAGCCAAGAAACGAGAAUGAAGAGCGAUUUAACAAGGCACACAUUUCGACACGCAAUGUAGUAGAGAGAGUGUUCGGAGUUUGGAAGAGAACCUUUCAUAUCUUACAUGGUGAAAUACGCAUGAAACCACAUAGAGUCACACGAAUUAUUGUAGCCUGCGCUGUUCUGCACAAUUUAAGAUUACAGUGGGGUGAGCCUCAAGAGGGCAGUGACUCUGACCAGGACCAACCUCCAACAGAGAUAUUUCAGGGGACUAUGGAUGGCAAAGGAGUGAGACAGCACAUUGUUCAGACAUAUUUCUAGGAUAAAAUAUAGUUAGUAUAUAAGAACAUGUUUUUAGGCAAAUACAAUCUAUUUUUCGAAUUUCAAGUUUAACAAAUUUUAUACUCCAAAUACAAUAUUUCAUUUAAAACAUCAAAAUUUUAACAAGUUCUGUCCUCAGAACAAAGCACCAAAGCAUACAUUAAAUAGUUUCGUUUAUAUUAAUCAAUUUUAUAUUUCUCUAUCAAAACAUC
Ruditapes philippinarum (Manila clam) is the source of this 1928-nucleotide messenger RNA. Its product is annotated as putative nuclease HARBI1. The transcript has 4 exons. NCBI's taxonomy places the organism in Eukaryota, Metazoa, Mollusca, Bivalvia, Venerida, Veneridae. The record is from RefSeq and is a predicted model, not a curated record. Bases 1303 to 1716 code for a protein of 137 amino acids.